UCACAGGAGUAUCUGAAAGAAGAAGGCGGCCUGAGUCCAGAGGCGGUGAGGAUGAUCGGAGACUUGUUAAAUGAAGACAGCCUGAUGCACCUGGCGCUGACCGAGACCAUCUACAUCCAGAGCGACGUCAACGACACCGCCACGUACUCGGAAGUGACCGGCGGGUCGGAUCUCCUCACCAACGCGUUCCUCGCUGUCCUUGACGGCCCCAUCUACCUCAACUCUAAGGUCAAACGCAUCAGCCAAUCAGAUCACGGUGUAGUUGUAUCAUAUCAGAAUGGCGAAAAAUCCUCUUUGACCGACAUUUCUGCUGACUUUGCUCUGGUAACGACCACGGCCAAAGCGGCUCUCUUCAUCGACUUUGAGCCGCCACUCUCCAUCAGAAAGAUGGAGGCACUGAGGUCAGUCCACUACGAAAGCUCCACCAAAAUCCUCCUCACCUUCAGCAGGAAGUUUUGGGAAGACGACGGCAUCCGAGGAGGAAAGAGCAUCACUGACGGGCCGUCUCGUUUCAUCUACUACCCCAGCCACAGUUUCCCAAACAAUCCAAACAUCGGCGUCCUGCUGGCUUCCUACACCUGGUCCGAUGACUCCCUCCUCUUCUUAGGAGCGAGCGAUGAAGAGCUGAAAGAGCUG
Molecule: messenger RNA, 636 nt
Organism: Plectropomus leopardus (leopard coralgrouper)
Lineage: Eukaryota; Metazoa; Chordata; Actinopteri; Perciformes; Serranidae
Source: RefSeq, a predicted model, not a curated record